Molecule: messenger RNA, 2019 nt
Organism: Anopheles bellator
Lineage: Eukaryota; Metazoa; Arthropoda; Insecta; Diptera; Culicidae
Exons: 8
Coding region: 1-2019 (672 amino acids)
Source: RefSeq, a predicted model, not a curated record
AUGAAGUUUAUGCAGCACAGCAUUUUACUGCUGCUCCUGUCAAGCAGCUGCCUGGCGGACAGCAGUCAGCAGUCGGUGGCAGCCGAGCAACCGGUGGCCGAUGGACUCACGGAGAACGCCGCGAAAAAUGGCGCUACCACCGUGGACAAAUCGCAGAACAAACGUGGCGCACCGGACAUCCCGGUCAUCAUAGGUGCACCGGCGCAGCAUACGGCUUACUACAACUAUGCGUCCGCCGUGCCGCAGCUGACGUACGCACACUACCCGCAGUAUCAGCUGUACCACAACCAACACCAGCAGCAGCAGCAGCAGCAGGGCACAGGGCAGCUCACGCACGACUACCACCCGGUGGCGACGGCCACCGUCCACGAGCUGCCCCAGCAGCAGGCCGCUUACGCCCAUCAGCAGCCCAUUUACGCGCACCAUCCGGCCACGACCAUCCAUUACUCGGCCAUUCCGCUGGUCUCGGGGCAACCUAAUUACCAGGGACAGCACCACCAGCAUCAGCAGCAGCAGCAGCACCAGUACCCGCUGACCCACACGCAAGCCAUCCAUUAUCAGCCGGCGGCCGGGGGCCAGCCAUCGGUUCCGAUCGUCCAUCAGGCACCGAUUGCCACCAUCAAUCAGGUCCACCAGGCGCACCAGCUCUACGCGGCCCAGGGUCAGCUCGCCAAGUAUCCGCUCUCGGCCCACUCGGUGUACGGUGCGGGCGGCGGUGUACCGGCGGUCCAGAAUCAGAUCUAUUCGACGGCACCAAGUUAUGGCGACCCCGAUACGCUAACAAAUCUUGCUAACCCCCAAGCCCCCAGUACGCCCCAGUACUUGCCACGGCCCAGACCGACGGUCGGGAGACCGUACACCGGUGACAUCCGGCCGAUAGCGGAGUACGAGGAUGACGAGGAGGGCGACGACGACGGUGGCACCGAGAAUGACUUGUACCGCGACGAACCGCAGCCAACGGACCGCCCGGACCUAAGUUUCGACCCGGAAGAGCCGUGCGAGAAAGACCUCCAGACGGGCCGGGGUCCGGGGUCGUUCAAUCGGAAUCUCUACAACAUGUGGAGGGCGUACGGUGUGGCCCGGACACUGCUGCAGGCGUCUAGCGCCGGUUCGACACCGCCAAGGGCGAAGGGCCGGCCACCGGCCAAGGACGGUAGCACUGACCGCAUUCACCUGAUCCAUCCGCCGGGCGAGUCCGACAAGAAGCUGAAGGGAAAGUACUACCGUGGCAAGUACUACGGGACCGACUACAGCCGGCAAGGCCGUCGGGACGAACAGCGUGACUCGGCCGGCGCCCAGGGCAACCGGCGGCCCAAGUCACUCCAAACCGGCCCACCACCAUCGUCCGCCUCGCCAUCGUCGUCCCCGUCGGCCGGGUCGACGGACCAGGAGUUGGGCCCAACCUACUACCAGCAGCAGCAACGCCCGGCAGCAAGCGGUAGUGCCGUGGCGGGCCAGAUCCUUCCCGCCACAGUCGCCACUCCGGCCCAUCUGAAGCCCUUCGUUCCUGUUACGACCGCGACCACCACGCACCACCACGGGAACGGUAUCAGCUACAGCACCUUCACGCAGCCCGGCUCCGGGGCCGCCUUCCAAGGCCAGACCAAGGCUCAGAGUGUGCUGCAGACGCAACCCGUCUACUACAACACGCUGCAACAACCGGCGACGUACUUCCGCCAGCCGGUCGCGGUCCCGGCUCAGCAGCAGCAGCCACGUGUGCAAGUCUUCUCAACCGUGGCGACUCCGACGGUCCAGAAGACAGCUGGACCCGUGUUCGCCGGGAACCAGUUCAGCCAUCCGGUGCCACCGUAUCCGGCGUACGCUUUCGGGCAUCAGGCUCAUCAGGGCGCGGCCGGACUCAUUUCCGGUGCCGGACCCACGCUGUACCAUCAACAGCACCAGCAGCAUCAACAGUCGGCCGCGGCCUCCGCCGGGAAGCUCGCGUACCUUCCGUCGCCCGUCAACGUCGGCGGGCUGGUGGCAGGCGGUGGCCGAGGCUCCAUCUACCUACUGCACUGA